Molecule: messenger RNA, 1082 nt
Organism: Sorex araneus (European shrew)
Lineage: Eukaryota; Metazoa; Chordata; Mammalia; Eulipotyphla; Soricidae
Gene: EFCAB11
Product: EF-hand calcium binding domain 11
Exons: 6
Coding region: 41-535 (164 amino acids)
Cellular component (GO): cytoplasm
Molecular function (GO): calcium ion binding
Source: RefSeq, a predicted model, not a curated record
UCUAGCGCGCGGGCGGAGAGCUCGGUGGAUCUUAGGGGCGAUGUUUCCCGUUGAGUUCGGAGCCCGACCGCGGACCCGGGAAGCCAGCCCCACAGAACACAAGAAGUGGGUGCAAGUGUUUAAAGCAUGCGACGAAGAUAACAAAGGCUACCUGAGCAGAGAGGACUUUAAGGUUGCUGUUGUAAUGCUGUUUGGGUAUAAGCCCUCCCAGGUAGAAACCAAUUCUGUGAUGUCUUCAGUAACUCCAGGCACUUCCGGCAUACCACUUCAGGAGUUUUUAAAUAUAGUAAGGAAAAAGAAGGAAGCGCAAAUCUUUCGGAAUGAAAUCAGACACAUCUUCACAGCUUUUGACAGGCAUUAUCGUGGCUAUUUAACCUUGGAGGAUUUCCAAAAAGCGUUUGGCCUGGUGGCUCCCAAGUUACCUGAGAGGCUCGUGCUCGAGGUGUUCAGGGAAGUAGAUCAGGACUCAGAUGGUCAUGUGAGCUAUAAAGACUUCGAGUACGCCCUGAACUAUGGACAGAAUGAAGACGAGUGACCGGGUCCUGCUCUGGGGACUUCAGGGAUAGCCGGCAGGUUGCAGUGAUUUGAGUGUCAUCACGACUUGCCAUUGUCCAUCAAUUUGAAUAUCAGUCACAUACUUGUAAUGAAACUCCUAAUUUUUUUCUGAUGAGUACAUUUAAUUCAAAUACAUUUGCAUGCAUAUUAAUUGCACAUAUUUUGGAAAAGAUACCACAUGCUAUUUUUUCUUAUUAAUGAUUACUUAUUUUUUUGAUGCAUGGAAUUAUGUACAUACAAAUAUACAUCGUUAUUUAAAAAAGGACACUCAUAUUUGAAAUCUUAGACUAAUGGAAACAUAGUGAGUUUGUAAUUUUUUCCUACAAGAUUAAUUGACAGCUGUUAUAAGCAUUUUAUAUAGUCAGGGUCAGAAUUUAACAAAAGUUUUGUUUGUUAAAAAAUAAACCAGAUAAUAAAUACUUUGUGGACAAUACUAUCUUUAUUCCAGCUAUUUAACUUUGGGAAAACAGUCAUAUUCACUGAAUAGUGCAUAAGUAAGUGAGUAAGUAUGAUUGUGCUUCAAUAAA